Messenger RNA from Scleropages formosus (Asian bonytongue), 3897 nucleotides. RefSeq names its product cadherin-11-like. Gene Ontology annotation, molecular function: calcium ion binding; cadherin binding; beta-catenin binding. The transcript has 12 exons. Gene Ontology annotation, cellular component: plasma membrane; catenin complex; adherens junction. Bases 417 to 2822 code for a protein of 801 amino acids. Gene Ontology annotation, biological process: cell-cell adhesion mediated by cadherin; cell-cell junction assembly; homophilic cell-cell adhesion. Lineage: Eukaryota; Metazoa; Chordata; Actinopteri; Osteoglossiformes; Osteoglossidae. The record is from RefSeq and is a predicted model, not a curated record.
GCGGCAGCCGGGGACGCGCAAAGUGGCUUUGCGCCUCCACAUGGCAGUCUAACGGGCAGGGGAGACGCGCUCCCGCACAAGGCUUGGGCUGCAUCGCGAACGGGCGUCGCGCCGCUCCACUGAGGAGGGACAGCGGCUCGGACCUUUUCGGGUGGGAUACAGUUCUAGUCACACUUACUCUGCCUUCCUCCUCCCCCGGUUCGCAUCUCUCCGCGCGUGCGGCUGCGUGUGACUGUGAGCGCGCAGAGCAGCCCGUGCGCGGACUGUGAGUGAUGCGCGUCUCCGCGUGUGGACAAGUGGGGCCAGCUGGUGCAGGCGCAUGGGACCCCACCGGAGCCCUUAGGUGAACGCGCCUCUGUCAAGCUCUCGGGAAAGCUCAAGCGGAGAGCAGUGGUGGCGGCGGUGACGGUGGCAGCAUGUGGGAAGGACUGGGCCUCCAGGUGGUGCUGAUAUGGCUGGGGAUAGGGCUUUGUAGUCACGCCCUCACUGCCCUGGAACAUGCCCAAGGCAACGUCCACAACCAUGCCCACAGGUGGCAGCUCUCAUUGCACAGACACAGGGAGAGAGGAAAAGUGGGCCAGGUUCUUCACCGCUCCAAGAGAGGCUGGGUUUGGAAUCAAUUCUUCGUCAUCGAGGAGUACACUGGACCGGAACCUGUGCUCGUGGGCCGGUUGCACUCAGAUGUCGACUCAGGUGACGGAAACAUCAAGUACAUUCUUUCGGGGGAAGGUGCUGGAACCAUUUUUGUUAUCGACGACAAGACGGGCAACAUCCACGCCACUAAGACAUUGGACCGGGAGGAGCAGGCCCAGUACACGUUGAUUGCGCAGGCGGUUGCUCGCGACACUGGCCGACCUCUGGAGCCACCCUCGCAGUUUGUUGUCAAGGUGCAGGACAUCAAUGACAACCCGCCCGAGUUCCUGCACGGCCCCUAUCAUGGCCGCGUGCCCGAGAUGUCCAAUGUUGGCACUUCGGUGAUGCAGGUGACAGCCACUGAUGCAGAUGAUCCAACAUAUGGGAACAGUGCUAUGCUGGUGUACAGCAUUCUCCAGGGCCAGCCUUACUUUUCAGUGGAACCACAGACAGGAAUCAUCAGGACAGCCCUGCCCAACAUGGACAGAGAGGCACGACAGGAGUAUGACGUGGUCAUUCAGGCCAAGGACAUGGGGGGCCACAUGGGAGGACUGUCAGGGACAACAGAGGUGAAAAUUAUCCUGACGGACGUAAAUGACAACCCGCCAAAGUUCCUCCAGAGUGUGUAUGUCAUGUCUGUGUCGGAGGACAAAGCUCCAGGGGAGGAAGUGGGCAAGCUGAAGGCCAGGGACCCAGACAUUGGGGAGAACGGCCUCAUCACCUACCGCCUGACUGAGGGCGAUGGGAUGGGAAUCUUCGAGAUCGUCACAGACUUGGAGAGACAAGAGGGCAUCGUAAGGCUGAAGAAGUCCUUAGAUUUUGAGGCAAAGCGGGCAUACACCUUGCGUGUGGAGGCAUUCAAUGAGUACGUGGACCCACGCUUCAUUACUUUGGGACCUUUCAAGGACUCGGCCACCAUAAAGGUCAUGGUGGAGGACGUAGAUGAGCCACCUGCUUUCACGUCACCCAUGUACAGCUUUGAGGUGGAAGAGAAUGCCCCCCCGGGCAUCGUGGUAGGACGAGUUCAUGCCAAAGACACGGACAUCGCCAAUAACCCAACUAGAUACAUGAUUCGGCGGUACACAGAUUUGGAGGAAUUCUUCAGCAUUGACCCAGAGGAUGGCAUUAUCAGAACCACACGGCCACUAGACCGAGAGUCCCUGCCCUGGCACAACAUCUCUGUCAGUGCUGUGGAAAUUGGGGGCCAUCACCAAGACGCUAAAGUCCGGGUCAACAUAAGAGUCAAGGACAUUAAUGACAAUGCUCCUGAACUGACAUCACAAAAUGAAGUUCUUAUGUGUGAGAGUGUUACACCUGGAAAAGUUGUUGAUACACUGAGUGCAGUAGACAAAGACGAAAUGGGCCCCCAGCAGCAAUUCCACUUCAGCAUCGCCCCAGGGGCCAUUGGCAACCAGAAUUUCUCCCUCAAGGAUAACCAAGACGGUACCGCCAGCAUUUAUGUGACACGGAAGGGCUUCAGUAGAAUCACCCAAGAUGUCUACCUCCUGCCUAUCGUGAUUAGUGACAAUGGGAGCCCCCCUUUGAGCAGCACUAACACCCUGUUGGUGCGUGUGUGUGGCUGUGACAGCAGGGAUGCCGUCCUCUCCUGUAACGUGGAGCCCUACAUUUUGCCGGCUGGGCUCAGCACAGGUGCCCUCAUUGCCAUCCUCGCCUGCAUUGUCAUCCUCCUGGCCAUUGUCGUGCUCUUUGUGGCUCUGCGCAGACAGAAGAAAGAGCCCCUUAUUGUAUUUAAGGAAGAGGAUGUCAGAGAAAACAUCAUUACCUAUGAUGAUGAGGGAGGUGGUGAGGAGGAUACGGAGGCCUUUGACAUUGCCACGCUGAAGAACCCUGACAGGGCAAGUGGGAUCCUACCGAGGAAGGACAUCAAACCAGACAUGCAGCAACCUCUUCAACAGAGGCUGCAGCCAGGGGCCACCAGCGCUGAUGUAGACCGUUUCAUUGCAAGCCGUGUCCUGGAGGCGGACAACGACCCGGCAGCACCCCCAUAUGACUCCAUCCAGGUGUACGGUUACGAGGGUCGUGGGUCAGUUGCUGGCUCCCUUAGUUCCCUGGAAACAGUCACCACUGACUCGGACCUGAACUACCACUACCUCCAAAGUUGGGGACCGCGGUUCAAAAAGCUGGCUGAUCUCUACGGCACCAAAGACUCUGUCAACGACAGCUCAUAACGCCUAGAAGAUUCCUGUCAGUAUCUGGCCAACAACAAUUAGUGUAUGAAGUUUACUAUAAGUUUGCCGUAUGUUAAUUUAUUUAUAGUAAACUUUUUUUGGUUUUAAGUAUGCUUAUAGUAUACUAAAUCCUUAUAACGGGGUUGAUUUUAUACACAGUUGUAGUGAUGAGGACAGCAAACAGUGCAAUGGGACAUCUGAAAGUUACCAUAAAAAGCUGUGUACACCACAAAGUUUUGCCUUGUUGGUUACUGCAACACCGUUCGCAUAGAAAUUUCUAGAAAACUGUUCUGGAAUCACAGAGAGUCUAUGAGUUGUUGAUACUGUGAAGGAGCUCACAAUUUGUAACAGAUUGCCUUACAUUAGAAGUAAAAUCUUGAGAGAAGUACAUGAAACAACAAUCAAUAGUUUCUGUGUCCAUCUUACAAAACUAUCCUUUUUGACAAAGUAUUAAUUUUUUUAAAUCAAGAGAAAGUGAAUAUGAAAUUUAAGAAAAAUAGUAUGGUCUUCACUUUGUCAAACGAAGUCAAAAAACACAGGACAUGAGCUCAAAAAUCGCCUUAAAAAAAGACAUUUGGUACACAGUGAGUUUUUGUAACUUGAAGGUAUCCUGAAGCAAGCUAAAUUCCUUAUGUAUGUACAGUACAAUGUGCAUAUUUGUCGUUUGGGGAGUAAAUUUAUGGAUUAAUGUAGAAGUUAUAUUUUAUUACUUCAUGGUUAUUGUUCAUUUGGGUUUUAUGGUAGCACUAUUUUACCUUAUGUACCUAGUACCUACUAGGAAACUACUUCAUAACAACUGGUUCAUAUGUUCCUUACUAAGAAAUUUUACCUAAUUUAUGCAACGAUUAAUGAUGUUCAGCUAUAAAACUUUGGAAAGUGAAAAUGGAAAAUGGCCUUUACUUGCAGUAUAGAGCUGUAAUAAUUAGGGUACAAGAUCAUCAUUUCAUGGUAAUUUAUGAAAUAAGGAAACACUUAAAUUAAACCAGUACCUGAGUAAAAUGUAACACCAUAAAACGGCAUGAAGCCAGGUUUGUGGUAUGUUGUCAGUAUGGCAAGAAAACAACAAUAUAUCCAG